AUGUCUCGGGCUGCCGAGAGCGGCGCGUCUGCCCAAAGCGGCCCGUGUCCCCAUCUCCCUCUCGGUCUCCGGAUCUCCGCGCCCCGCAAGCCGCUCGGCUCCCGCGGCCGGCAGGACCGCACAAAGCCAGCGAGCCUUACCACGGAUCCGGCGUCCACCGGCGCUCGGAGGGCCUGCGGGGGACGGACGCCUGCCGAGGAUGGGCCGGGGUGGCUCCCCGGGCGCGGGCAGGAGAGACCUCCGGCCGCCCGCCUAGGCGGGGGUGAGGGGCUCCGCGGAGAGACGCGGUCACUGCCGCCCCCUGUGCGCUACCUCGGGCCGGCGGGGACGCGGCCGGAGGGGCUGCCGGCGGUGGCGCGUACCGCAAUGUUUUGCCGCAUCCCGGAGCCGACACGCAGCCCCCUCCCGGGUCCCGGGCCCAAGCAGCGGCCUCGUGGGUCGGGCAGCGGAGGCGGGGACCGCUCGGGAGGUCGCGGGGGGCCUUCAGCCCCGCUGCGCACACAUCUCUCCGCGCGCUCCCGUCCCACAAGGGGCAGCUAUUGGAGUUUCCGUCGGCCUCUAGACCCGGGCGUGCGGCGGUUGAGGGGUAAGAGACCGCCAGCCCAAGCCACGAGGCCGCGGGCCACUGGGGCGUCCCUGGCCCGCUUGUCACACAGGCAGAGUGACCCGGUGGCUCCGUGGCCGAGAGCGGCGGUCCGGGCACCCCCCUGCCCCCCCUACCCUCCCACAUUCCCCUUCCCCCCUCCCCCCCCCCCCCCCCCCGCUGCCCAGGCACAAAAUGCUGCUCUCACCACGCCAGAAAUCAGCUCAACAUUUGGGCAUCUUGCAAAGUCGCGCUGCCAGCACUUGCCCGGCUUUGCAGGGCUUUUAGAGUUAGCUACCGGCUUCUCUCGUAUUCCCAGUGUUGCAGGGUGCCAGCAGUCUCGGGCCAGCCCCCGGGCCACUGCCCGGAGCCCCAGACCCACGUCCGCCUAG
Acinonyx jubatus (cheetah) is the source of this 975-nucleotide messenger RNA. Its product is annotated as proline-rich protein 2-like. The transcript has a single exon. The coding region runs from base 1 to 975 and encodes 324 amino acids. NCBI's taxonomy places the organism in Eukaryota, Metazoa, Chordata, Mammalia, Carnivora, Felidae. The record is from RefSeq and is a predicted model, not a curated record.